AUGGGUGUAACGUUUGAAUUUGUGUAUAUAUUAGUGCUAUUAGCAAUAAGUACAGGUUUAUCUGUAAUCUUAUUUUUCUUAGGAUAUUUCUUGAUGUUUAAAGUGGCGUAUGAGGAUAAAUUAAUGGGAUAUGAAUGUGGUUUUGAUCCUUUUGGUAAUGCAAGAGGAGAAUUUGAUAUUAGAUUUUAUUUAGUAGCAAUACUAUUUUUAAUAUUUGAUUUAGAAAUUACAUUUUUGUUUCCUUUUAGUGUUAGUAUCAUGAGCAUGACUUUAUUAUCGUAUAGUCUAAUGUUAAUCUUUUUAAUUAUUUUAACAAUUGGAUUUAUCUAUGAAAUAAAAAAGGGAGCAUUAGAUUGGAGUUAA
This is a messenger RNA of Dictyostelium discoideum AX4, 363 nucleotides long. The record is from the annotation of a RefSeq genome assembly. NCBI's taxonomy places the organism in Eukaryota, Evosea, Eumycetozoa, Dictyosteliales, Dictyosteliaceae.